This is a messenger RNA of Linum tenue, 2811 nucleotides long. The record is from the annotation of a GenBank genome assembly. Lineage: Eukaryota; Viridiplantae; Streptophyta; Magnoliopsida; Malpighiales; Linaceae.
GAAACACUUAUCAGUUCUCUUCCUUUCGCUCAUUUUUCUAAGCAACCCAUUAGAGAUCAAAUCCCUACAGUCUAGAGCUCCAAUUUCUCAAUGCUCUAACACUGAAAAGGUAGCUCCUUUUUCAGUUUUCAAUACUGUUCACCCUCCGACGAGUCAUUCAGCGGCUGCCGCGACGGCUCGUCAUUCCCUCCGCCGCCCUCGGAUUGCUGGCGGUCGACAAUAAAGGAGGAGUAGACACCAGCUGUAUUGAUGAUUUGGGACUUAGUUUGUUAAGCUUAGUGUACUUAAAUAGUGGUCAUUCGGAAAAUACGAAGAAGGACCAGUGUUGUUGGAGCAAACCUGCUGUGGACCGCUUGGUCAUCAUUAUUCUGGAUGCCCUGAGGUUUGAUUUUGUUGCUCCCAGUGCGUUUUCCCCAGAGAAAAAACCAUGGAUGGACAAACUACCAGUAUUACUGAAUCUGGCCUUCACAGAGGGGUCAUCUGCCAAGAUAUUCAAGGCUAUUGCAGAUCCUCCAACUACUAGUCUUCAGCGCUUGAAGGGCUUGACCACUGGUGGGCUGCCUACUUUUGUUGAUGUAGGAAAUAGCUUUGGUGCUCCAGCGAUUGUUGAGGACAACCUAAUACAUCAGUUGGUGUCAAAUGGAAAGCGUGUGGUGAUGAUGGGCGACGACACAUGGGUUCAGUUGUUUCCAGACCAUUUUAACAAAUCUUAUCCUUAUCCAUCUUUUAAUGUCAAAGAUCUUGAUACGGUCGACAACGGAUGCAACACACACAUAUUUGAAUCCUUACAUGAAGAAGACUGGGAUGUACUUAUUGCACAUUUUCUCGGUGUGGACCAUGCUGGUCACAUAUUUGGUGUCGAUUCCAUGCAAAUGAUAGAAAAAUUGGAGCAAUAUAAUGAGAUUUUGGAGUUGGGACUAUUAUAUAAAUCGAAUUUGAAUCGUAGUCUCAAUCAUUUGCCCACACGUUUUCUUCAUAAAGUAAUUGAAACGCUGGUCAGACAAUCUGGACCUGGCGGCUUACACGAGAAUACAGUUCUGCUUGUUAUGGGCGACCAUGGACAAACACUAAAUGGCGAUCAUGGAGGAGGGAGUGCUGAAGAGGUCGAGACAACAUUGUUUGCUAUGGGUUUUAAGCAGCCUCCAUCUUUGGUCCCUCACGAAUUUGAUUCCUCGUCUUGUCUAUUAGAUUCAAAUGGAAAGAAGUGUGUAAGCUCUAUUCAACAGCUCGACUUUGCAGCGACUGUCUCGGCAUUGCUUGGUGUUUCCUUUCCUUUUGGAAGCAUUGGGUCUGUGAACGCUGAGCUAUAUGCUUUAGCUGCUGGCACAUGGAACUGGAGGGAUCUUGACACUGCCAAUCACCAACAUCAGUCAGUGAUGGAAAAAUGGAUGAAAAACUAUGUGAAUACACUUUGCACAAAUUCUUGGCAGUGGAAGAAGGGAAAGUUGCUUGUUUUUUGCUGGCCUCAACUGGCAUUGGUCAAAUUACGUUAUUCAAUCAUGAGAAAGGAGAUGCUAGUUGAAGCGAUUUUAUUCCUUCUAUUGGUCUUAGGUCUCAGAUUUACAAUUGAGAUUGGGAUGUCAAAGCAGGCUGCCACUUCAGCAUUCAUGCAUGCUUCUUCUUCUUGGAUAACUGGGAUUGCUCUUGGGUACUGCAUAACAAGGUUGCAGAAUACAGGAAAAGAUGCAAAUGGUGGGAAAUCUAGAACCUCAAGCUUCAAUCUUCUCGCUGUGACACAAUGGAACCUUUUAGCCGUAUGUCUGUUUUUCGCCUCAGGGCACUGGCAAGAAUGCUUACCCUCUAUUGACAUUGUUGUUUACAAAAUGACACCCUCUAUUUCUCACACAGCAAGCAUGUCUAAGAGAUCCUUCUUCUCAGGUGUGCUUUUGAUGGCCUUCGCUAUGGUGCUGCAUUUAUUGGGUUAAUUUGACGAGUUUGUACUUGUCCGUCAAGCAAUCCUUCUUACUUUGGAGACAUUUGGGUUUUCCCUCAUCCUUCCUGUUAUUGGGCUUCCAUUUCUUAUUCUGGGUCGCAAACAAACUAACCCUGGGAUGAAUGUUCUUUUCAAUCAGUUGUCUCAGUUGUUACAACUUUUUUCUAUUUUAUUGGCAGAUGUCUGGGGGCUGUUUGCUCCAAAAUUUGUCUUUGACGUGGUGGGUCUUACCCUAACAGAAGUCAUCAUUUGCUUGGCCUCCCUUCUCUAUUUUAGAAGAAGGGUUGUCUAAUAAAGAGCUCAGAAUUCUUCUCACAGAAAGAUGGACUCCUGAGAAUCUUCGUCCUGCAAUUCGUCCUGCUUUCGUCUGCUUUUACCUAGCAAGUUCAGGAUUUGGGGAAGUGUCAGUUUCCUUUGUGGGCUUUCACACCAAUUGCAUCCCUGCAUUCAUAACUAUACUAUGAUUGUUUGAAACCGUCCGGAGGUUUUGGUGUCUGGAAAUGGCCAUAAACUUGGAAAAGGACUGCAAAUUUAGAUUGAUUCAAAGAGCUUCUGUAACAUUUGGCUGUCACAGGUUCAGAAUCAGCAUCUCCGGGACACUUUCAUCCUCCGGUUUCUGCUAUCUCGAGGUGCAAAAUGCUGCUGCCUUUCUGAAGUUAUGGUGACAGGUUUGAUUGUUUGGUAGAUCAUUCUUACAGUAGCAAUGGCACUGGGUUUUUUUGACACUAGGAAGUGGGAACUAGUCAGCGAAGGAGUGUUCUUUACUUCUUUUCUCUUCCUAUGAACUGCACUAAGAAAAGCCCAUUGGAGAGUGUUCUUUCCUCUUAAUUAUGUUGUGAUAAACCAGAAACAAUUCUAUUUACCCCAAAAAGAAACUA